AUGUGUUUCUCUUUACAGACAUCUUUGGCUCUGGUUUUGGUAUUUUGUGCCUUUGUCUCUUUAAGCAAUUCUUCCUGUUUCCAUGAACUUCCAAAAGCAGGGGCAACAGGUUGUAUCGAUGGCUAUGAUAAAUCCAAGCAUGCAUUUGGAAGUACUUCAAUGACAAACGACAGAUGUAUCAGAUGCCGUUGCACCUCCAAUGGAAUGUCCUGCUGUGACACUUGUCAUAAACAUUACAGCACAUGCACAUUUGAAGUGUUUCAUCCAAAAGAUCCCAAUAUUCAGUGUUCCUAUGGUGCUGUUGGAAAAUAAUUUCCAAUGAUUGAAAAUUCAAAUCAGUGAUGUGUAGUGCGUAUUUAGACUAAAAUAUCCACUGCUUUUGGAUCCAUCCCGGACUACGCUUCCAACUGAAAUUAAUAAACAACUAAAAAAGGUUAAAUAUUGAUAACCAAAAGGUCUGGCAUUCAAUGCUUUCCUUCUUAUUUUUAUCGCUAAAAAGUUCUUAUUUUAAAAGUGAAGCUAAUAAGAGAACAUCUUAUAUCUGUAAAAAAUAGUUUAUACCUUAGCAUUUGUCCAUGUAUAAAGGCCAAUGCAUGCUGGAAGAUAAUUUUACUGUAAAAUUACUGUAGAAUUAUUAUUUGAUUGUAUUG
Molecule: messenger RNA, 650 nt
Organism: Rhinichthys klamathensis goyatoka
Lineage: Eukaryota; Metazoa; Chordata; Actinopteri; Cypriniformes; Leuciscidae
Product: beta-microseminoprotein-like
Exons: 4
Coding region: 1-312 (103 amino acids)
Source: RefSeq, a predicted model, not a curated record